UAGUGACGACUCCAAAAGAGUUGAUUGCGUUCUGUCGGCUGGAUUGCUAGCAGCAGGUGUAAUACGGCAAAUACUGAAAGCACAAAUCGAUCGCCAACGAAAUGCUGGAGCAAGACACAAGAUCUUUGAAGAAAGACUCCACCUCCAUAUUCGCCACUAAUUGGGCACAAAAUGGUGGCAUCAAUUUGGAUUGGGAUUCGUGUGAUUCCAUAGAUAACACGUCGGAUCCCGUAGCAAUCACCAUAGAUGGGGAGCAGCAUUGGGUUUCUGGGAUUGAUUCAAAUACGACAUGCACAAAUUUAAUUUGGGCACUGCUGCACUACCAGGAGUUCGAAGAGAAGCGUUGCAGCGAUAACAAUUUGAACAGAUCCACAAAUAUACCCAGCCAAAUGAAAUUAACAACAAAUACCAAAGAAAAUAAACAAACUUCUUAUAGCAGCAAGGACUCGAAGAACUCGUAUCAGUAUGUGAUUGUAAAACAGUUGCGAGACUCUCGAUUCGAGGAAUACUUGGAUGGUAGCACUCGCAUCUUAGAUGUCGUAUCCCCAAAUAAACAGUGUGAGCUGCAGCUAAGACAUCUAGUGGAAAAGGAACCCACUGAUGGAUCAUCGCGAGUAAAUAAUCAGAAGCAACAGCAAAUGUUCUCAAUGCUAUCAAUGUCUACGGAUAAUGAUAGUGGAAUGGGCAGCCCAGUGGCUAGUUCUCGAAGUGAACGCUUUCGGAGACGGCGGGGCAAACAGAGAUGUGAAAGUGCCCUCUGCCGGGCUAGUUCAGCAUUACCAACGCCAAAUAUGCCUCAACCACUAAACUAUUGCAUUGCGAAUCCAAAUGAACGUAUAAUGAAUAUAAUUCUGACCCAAGAUGAGACCAUAAAUAGGCAAAUUUAUUUAUUGAAUGAAAAGGAACAAGAAAUCAUGAUGAUUGAGGAUGAAAAGCAUCGAGUACGUGAACGUAAGUUGAGCAAGAAUUAUAUGCUCGAUGCGUAUUUGGAUGCACCCGAGAGACCAGCACAAAGAAAACGAAAUGUGAAUAAUCAGAAGAAGCCGAGGAUACAAAACUCCAAUCUGGAUACGCUGAUAACUGAAAGCGGAGUGGAAUCGAAUCGAUUGGAAACCUUUUGGUUGGAAAGGACUUAUGCGCUCAAUAAACUGCUGCAUCGUGAGGAGGAACAGCUGCUGAGUCUGCACGCGAAGAUUCGCAAGCAUCAGAUGCGUUUUGCUUACCACACCAAGGACGAAGUGCUCCAACAAAUCGAUAGACUGGACUCCGAGUUGUCCAAUCAGGUGGAUAAUAUUUAUAAAACAGAGCGACAACUGCUCAUAGCCAAUGAGCAGUUGAAAGCCAAGCUAAGCGUACUUGAGUGUUUGGGCUAUGAGCUGGAUGUGAUGCCGUUCACCAAACCAGAAAUCGAGACAGAAACGGAUCUAGCAACAGAUCGAUUUAAAUCAGCUUUAAAUUGCCAAUCCCAAAAGGAUACCGACGAUCAGCAUUGCCUGAAGAGCUUUUUCUCAUCGCAGCAUCUCAUUGAAAAGAACUCCACUGUUUUGGAUCAAAAGACUCUAAAGAAACGAAUGUUUUCCGCCGUUGACAAUCCAAGCUCAGAGACAAGAUCAGAUUGGUGUUAUCAAAAUCGGGAAUGGAUGCUUGAUUUUGAUGUGGAACACUUUGGAACACUCGUAUAACUUUAACAGAUUAACGGGGUGCGUGAAAGCAAAAAGAGAUUCUCAAUGUUUACCAAAAUGUUAUGUUAUAACAAAUAAAAUGUUUGUUUAA
Messenger RNA from Drosophila grimshawi, 1773 nucleotides. RefSeq lists its product as uncharacterized. The record is from RefSeq and is a predicted model, not a curated record. The coding region runs from base 102 to 1682 and encodes 526 amino acids. The transcript is spliced from 4 exons. Lineage: Eukaryota; Metazoa; Arthropoda; Insecta; Diptera; Drosophilidae.